This is a messenger RNA of Exaiptasia diaphana, 622 nucleotides long. RefSeq lists its product as uncharacterized. The transcript is spliced from 3 exons. Bases 37 to 543 code for a protein of 168 amino acids. The record is from RefSeq and is a predicted model, not a curated record. Lineage: Eukaryota; Metazoa; Cnidaria; Anthozoa; Actiniaria; Aiptasiidae.
UAUUGAAAGCUUUGGUUAAUUAAUUCAUCGACUUUUAUGACAUUUCAUCAAGUCAUGCCGAUGACGUGCAGAAAAAAAAUCAAUAUGAUCAAAUUCCAAGUAAUAUUGAGUUUACUCUUCGCUGCCGUAACACCAUUCGUCACUUCACAAGUUCCAGUCAGCAGAGAUCCACCGAUAGCUUAUGCGGAUUUCCAUAAGAUUGCCGAUCACUUUCUAAAUGCCACGGGACUAGCUGCUGACUUAAGUGUUACCAAGGCUUUAGGAUGUGGAUUUCGGUGUUUGUUUCACCAUCAGUGCGUCUCUUUUAACUAUGGUGGCAGCGGUGGUAACAACUGCAAGAUUUUGGGCUUUGAUCGAUUUUCAAGUUCGUCUUCAUUAUUACAUGAUGGCAAAUAUGAUUACUACUACAUCAAGCGUGCUUGUGAUGACAAACCUUGUGCUAACAACGGGAAAUGCAUUACGAACGAUGACAGCAGUAAUUUUACAUGUGGCUGUACAAGACUUUUCACUGGCAAAACAUGCAAAGGUAUGCUCAUCAUGUAACAUGCAAGCGUAAUAGGAAAUUGCAUAACAUUAGGGAGCAAUUAUUAUGUGACAUUCUUGCAAUUAAUUGUAGGUCAAA